This is a messenger RNA of Orcinus orca (killer whale), 1376 nucleotides long. It is a transcript of the gene CHTOP, whose product is annotated as chromatin target of PRMT1. The coding region runs from base 342 to 1175 and encodes 277 amino acids. The record is from RefSeq and is a predicted model, not a curated record. The transcript is spliced from 8 exons. NCBI's taxonomy places the organism in Eukaryota, Metazoa, Chordata, Mammalia, Artiodactyla, Delphinidae.
GUGUGGCGGCCAUUUUGUUUUCGACACCGAGCGGGAGUUGACGGCAGCCGCUGUGGUGAAAGGCAGGAAAGGGCAGGCCGGUUAGCAGGCGGACGGGCCAGCCGGACAGCCAGCCAACAGCAAAGAACUAACCUAGCAAUCUAUCGCUUAACACAUCUAACUAACCGCCCACCAAGUUAACCCGAGCCCCUCCACCGUCAACUCAGGUUCGGCCGGCCCCCGGCCCGCCUGCCGCAGCCGUGGUGGCAGCCCCGGGAGGAGCACUGGCGUCCGUUUCCUUCGAUCAGUGGUUCUCAGUUGUGGCUGCACAAGAGAAGCACCGAGAUUCUCGGGAUUUGAAGAUGGCUGCACAGUCAGCGCCGAAAGUUGUGCUAAAAAGCACCACCAAGAUGUCUCUAAAUGAGCGCUUUACUAAUAUGCUGAAGAACAAACAGCCGAUGCCAGUGAAUAUUCGGGCUUCGAUGCAGCAACAACAGCAGCUAGCCAGUGCCAGAAACAGAAGACUGGCCCAGCAGAUGGAGAAUAGACCCUCUGUCCAGGCAGCAUUAAAACUUAAGCAGACUUUAUAUGCAAGUCCGGACAGUGGCUGUGGAAGGAUAUGUCCAAGCUGUGGCUGGGCGUCUGGAGGGCGGUGCCAUGCAACUAAGAGCUUAAAGCAGCGCCUGGGUAAGAGUAACAUCCAGGCACGGUUAGGCCGACCAAUAGGGGCCCUGGCCAGGGGAGCAAUCGGAGGACGAGGCCUGCCCAUUAUCCAGAGAGGCUUGUCCAGAGGAGGACUUCGUGGGGGACGUGCCACAAGAACCCUACUUAGGGGCGGGAUGUCGCUCCGAGGUCAAAACCUGCUCCGAGGUGGACGAGCCGUAGCUCCCCGAAUGGGCUUAAGAAGAGGUGGUGUUCGAGGUCGUGGAGGUCCUGGGAGAGGGGGCCUAGGGCGUGGAGCUAUGGGUCGUGGCGGAAUCGGUGGUAGAGGUCGGGGUAUGAUAGGUCGGGGAAGAGGGGGCUUUGGAGGCAGAGGACGAGGCCGUGGACGAGGGAGAGGUGCCCUUGCUCGCCCUGUACUGACCAAGGAGCAGCUGGACAACCAACUGGAUGCAUACAUGUCAAAAACGAAAGGACACCUGGAUGCUGAGUUGGAUGCCUACAUGGCUCAGACAGAUCCCGAAACCAAUGAUUGAAGCCUGCCCACCCUCCUGUGAGACUCUUGUUAAAGUCACACAUCUGUAAAUAACCUUGAGAUAACAGAUGAGAAGAAACUUGAUUGAUGCUGGAAGGACCUACCAUAAUAAGCUAUGGACUGACUCGCCACCAGUUUGUGCAUUUAGUGUGUUCCUUUUACUUUUUGAUACUGUGUUGUAUGAAACCCUUUUUUCCUCUGA